Glycine soja is the source of this 612-nucleotide messenger RNA. RefSeq names its product cytochrome c oxidase subunit 6b-2. The coding region runs from base 115 to 348 and encodes 77 amino acids. The record is from RefSeq and is a predicted model, not a curated record. Gene Ontology annotation, cellular component: mitochondrion; respiratory chain complex IV. NCBI's taxonomy places the organism in Eukaryota, Viridiplantae, Streptophyta, Magnoliopsida, Fabales, Fabaceae. The transcript is spliced from 4 exons.
AUGUCUAAUUGGGCCUACUUUGAGGCCCAUGCAAUCCACUCGUUACUAUUUGUUUAUAUUUUAUUUACUAUGAUGCGCUUUUCUUUCGUCCCAUUUGUUGAUCGAGUCUGACUCAUGGCGGAGAUUGAACUGAAAACUGCACCUGCUGAUUUUCGUUUUCCUACAACAAAUCAAACCAGACAUUGUUUCACUCGCUACAUAGAGUUUCACAGAUGCUUGGCAGCAAAGGGUGAAAACUCUGGUGAAUGUGAGAGAUUUGCUAAAUAUUACCGCUCCCUUUGCCCGGGUGAAUGGGUUGAAAGGUGGAAUGAACAGAGGGAGAGUGGGACUUUUCCAGGACCUCUUUGAAAUCAUGUGGCACUUGGAUAUCCUUCUGAGGCAUGAGAAGUCUUGAACAUUCUGUUGGCUCAUUUUCUUCAGUUGUUGAGCAAUUGUGAAUAAGGCAGUUUGUGGAUAUUCAUUACUUCACAAAUGGUUGAAGCCAUUUUGCUUUUGAAGUUGAUAUAAUUGUUCUGACUGUGGUAUUUUCUUUCUUCAGCAUUGAAUUGAAUAUUAAUUAGUAAACUCUAUCCCCACAACAAGCUACCCUACAAUGGAUUAAUUUUUCACUUC